AUGGAAGAUCUUACCGAAACACCACAUGCUUCGCCAUAUCAGCGAGAUCGCGGCCUGGGAGCGGGUAAACCCGCGAGCUUUUCAUACCUUCCAAGACGAAGACUGCAUAGGGCAAUGGAAACUGUUAUGUGUUGCCUCACCCUGCAGCAUGAUGGAAUGGAGGUUGAUGAGCCGCUACUUACUUCGCUUAGCUGCGACGACUUGAAGCACUGGUUGCUUACAGCUUUCUGGCUCUGCGACCGCUACACUGCCCUGGGUUUUGUGGCUACAGAGCGGCCAAGACUGGGAGUUGGCUCUGGUUCCCUGGAGUGGCUACAGACAAGACUGGGGGUUGGCUCUGGUUCCCUGGAGUAG
This is a messenger RNA of Symbiodinium sp. CCMP2592, 354 nucleotides long. Lineage: Eukaryota; Dinophyceae; Suessiales; Symbiodiniaceae. The record is from the annotation of a GenBank genome assembly.